AGGAAUUUAAUAUAUAUCCACUAUGGAGCAAAGCAAACUGACAGGUUGGGAAAUGGCGGGUAUGUGUUGCUAUGGAAGGCUCUCACAGACCCUCAUGAACCAGAAAGUGCAAGGUUUCUACUGCUGCUCCCCUGCACCCAAUAACCAGAAGAUGAAAACCCAAACUCCCAAAUUCUUGAAAGUUGCUGUGACUGGUGUUACUGAACUCCUUAGGCUCUUCACCUUCUCCUCACCAAUUAAAAGAAACAGAUUGGAGAUAUCUGAUGAUGAAGGGGCUGAAGAACCUUUGGUUUCUAACAUAGAAGAUGUUCUAAAGAUUAUCAAGUCAGAUUAUGAGCAAGCUUAUUUUGUUACAGGGCUCUUCACCAGUGGAAUUUAUGCAGAAGAUUGCAUCUUUGAAGAUCCAACUAUAAAAUUCAGUGGAAGGGACUUGUAUUCCCGCAACUUGCAAUUGCUGGUACCAUUUUUUGAUAGUCCAUCAAUCAUAUUAGAAAAGAUUGAGAAGGGUAAUGAUUCUGAUACAGAAGUCGUAGUGGCAUACUGGAAACUGAGAACAUCCCUCAAACUUCCAUGGAGACCUCUCAUCUCUGUUGAUGGAAAUACAGUCUAUGAUCUAGAUGAACAAUUCAAGAUUGUUAAGCACGUUGAGAGCUGGAACAUUUCUGCUCUUGAAGCCGUUGGCCAGAUUUUUACGCCUGGUUUGAGGAGCUUUAGUGAGUGAAAACUCUACAGAGGAAGGUUUCUUAGCUGAGGAUUCUUUCUAAGAAACUCAUGAAGAAUAGGAUUCUUCUAUUUGAGCCCCAUUGCUUCUCCAACAUAACCUCUCUUCUAUAGCCUAUAGCCAUUAUUCUUGAAUUUGUCAGCGAUAAUUCAGUAGAAACUGUUUCUAGUGACUUGGUAAGAACCAAUUCAAAUGAAUGAGCAAGUCCCAUUUUGAAAAUGUUCA
Messenger RNA from Nicotiana tabacum (common tobacco), 946 nucleotides. RefSeq lists its product as uncharacterized. NCBI's taxonomy places the organism in Eukaryota, Viridiplantae, Streptophyta, Magnoliopsida, Solanales, Solanaceae. The record is from RefSeq and is a predicted model, not a curated record.